Messenger RNA from Plutella xylostella (diamondback moth), 1430 nucleotides. Its product is annotated as aminomethyltransferase, mitochondrial. Gene Ontology annotation, cellular component: mitochondrion; glycine cleavage complex. Gene Ontology annotation, molecular function: protein binding; aminomethyltransferase activity. The record is from RefSeq and is a predicted model, not a curated record. Gene Ontology annotation, biological process: glycine catabolic process. NCBI's taxonomy places the organism in Eukaryota, Metazoa, Arthropoda, Insecta, Lepidoptera, Plutellidae.
UACAUUAUGAAAUUACCAUGUUAUAAUGAAGAGUAAAUAUUGCCCCAGCAAAAUGACUUUCUGACCCCCACUCGUUACACCUAACUGAUAACAAAGUUAUGUUCAAACCUUAUCAACAGUGUCUCUAAGUAGCCCGUACAGUGUAGUGAUUUCUGACAACACACUCCAAGAUGACUACAAAAAACAUAUCAAGAAUCCUCUUCGCCCCUAAGCUAUUUACGCACAACGUGCCAGCUGCAACUCAAAUCCGACUAUCCAGCCAUGGACACAAGAAAGCAGUCAAGACGCCGCUAUACGACUUGCACUUGAAAUACGGUGGUAAAGUGGUGGACUUCGCCGGUUUCCUUCUCCCGGUGCAGUAUUCUGAUCUUGGGGUUUCUGCAUCGCAUGUCCACACGCGGUCUAGCGCGUCCAUCUUCGAUGUCUCCCACAUGCUACAGACCAGGGUGCGGGGGAAGGACUGCAUCGCUUGGUUCGAGUCCAUCUGCCCCGUAGACCUGAAGAACAUGCCGGACGGGUCCAGCUCUCUCACCGUCUUCUUAAACGAGAAAGGAGGCAUCAUCGACGAUUUAAUCGUGACGAGGGUCAACUCCGAAGCCUUGUAUAUCGUCUCGAACGCAGGACGCUUGGAUGUCGACAAGCAGCAUAUGAAGGAAACCUCUGAAAGGUUCAAGAAAGGCGGCAAGGACGUCGACGUGGAAUUCUGGGACUGUAGCGAGCGCGCGCUGAUCGCUUUGCAAGGGCCGAAAGGGGUGGCCAGUCUGCAGGGCUUGACUGAUAUAGAUUUGAAGGAGCAGUGGUUCAUGACGUCACGCGUCGGUUCCGUGGCCGGAGUGAAGGACUGUCGGGUGACGCGCUGCGGCUACACUGGAGAAGAUGGCGUCGAGAUCUCCAUUCCUGCUGAUAAAGCUGAACAUGUAACUGAAGCUCUACUUCAAUCUCCUGAUGUUAAACUGGCAGGUUUGGGCGCAAGGGAUUCGCUGCGUUUAGAAGCUGGGUUGUGCCUGUACGGGAACGACAUCGAUGAGGCAGUCACGCCAGUCGAAGCCGCUCUGACGUGGCUCGUUGCUAAGAGACGGCGCGGAGAAGCCAACUUCCCGGGAGCUGACAUCAUUUUGCGGCAAAUCAAGGAGGGAGUGGCCAAGAGACGGGUUGGCAUCCGCAUUGAAAAUGGAGCACCAGCGAGGAAGGAUGCUGUUCUUAAAGACGCGAAGACAGCUGAGGUGAUUGGACAAGUGACCAGCGGAUGCCCGAGUCCGUCUUUAGGUGGCAACGUGGGUAUGGGGUAUGUGGCGGAGAAACUCAAGAAAGUAGGCACGGAGUUGCUAGUCAACAUACGGGGCAAAGAUGUACCAUGCACUGUAGCUAAAAUGCCGUUCGUCCCCGCUAAAUACUAUGUAAAGAAGUGAAAAAAUAGAGUUGUCUAAAAA